Molecule: messenger RNA, 1461 nt
Organism: Prunus mume (Japanese apricot)
Lineage: Eukaryota; Viridiplantae; Streptophyta; Magnoliopsida; Rosales; Rosaceae
Source: RefSeq, a predicted model, not a curated record
AUGGACAAAACACUAACCUGUAAUGCGAGAAACUAUCAAGCACUUGCAAAAACAGGAGAGUUAGUCAAAUUUGGAUUUGAAAAGGAGUUUACGAAGACAGAGAGCAAUGCAAAAGAUCACUCCGUGAUGGAAAACAGAGACGAUCACAAGGAAAAAGCGGAUAAUGUGGGCAAGCAAGCUUUGAGCGGAAACAAAAAUAACGACAAAUUAUUAGCAUCCUCAAUACAAGGAAAGCUUCGGAAGGAAUCUCCGUUACUAGAUCAAACUUGUAUAUAUAGAGUCCCUCAUAAACUGGUCAGGCACAACGAAGAGGCUUUCGUCCCAAGUUUGGUUUCAAUCGGGCAGUUUCAUCAUGGAGAAAAGAAGUUGCAGGCCAUGGAAGAAAUGAAGCUGUGGUACUUGCAUGGCCUCAUUGAACGAAAACCAAAUCAGAACAGCAGUUUGGAGACGUUCGUGGCAACAAUUAGGAGUAUGGAACAAUUUUGUCGUGAUUGCUACGACGAAAAAUUUGAUAAUCUGAGCAGUGAUAGAUUUGUAGAAAUGAUGGUGGUUGAUGGUUGCUUUAUUAUUGAACUUUUCCGCAGACCCCGUUUGAGGUACUCGGACCACGAUCCAAUUUUUAAAACGCCAUGGAUGUUGUCGACAAUUAGAGAUGACUUGUUGCUACUUGAAAACCAACUUCCUUGGAAAGUUGCUGCCUGUUUAUUUGACCUCAUAAAGGAAGAAAAUGAAGAUCUUCAGCAAUUUGCUGCGGGGUUUGCUACGUGGUUCUCUGAAAACGUAUUCGGCAUCUCAGUCUCAGUGCCAGUGAGAGACAUAUCGAGUGAAAGACAUUUCCUCGACAUCGCAAGAGGUUAUGCCCUUGGACAACCGUCCAGGGAGGAUCGUUUUUAUUUUUAUCACCCGAUUCCUUCAGUGACAGAGCUUCUGGAAAUCGGAGUGGAUUUUGAACGUACUCUGAACUUCACGAAACCUGAUCUGCUUGACAUUACCUUCGAAAAUGGGUUGAUGAGAAUCCCUCCACUGUGUAUUGGAGAGAAUGGAGAACGUUUCGUAAGAAACCUCAUAGCCUAUGAAUUGUGUGUCCCACAUCACGCAAAUUAUUACGCUACCUCUUAUGCAAAGUUGUUCAGUUGCCUUAUUAAGUCUACCAAAGAUGCCGAAUUUCUGAUGGCGAAAGGAAUUAUAGAAACGCAGUUGAGCAAGGAGGACAUAGCCUGUUUCUUCACUAGGGUUUGCAAGGACAUUGAAAUUGAAGGCGGCUUGCUAUACUUCGCUGGCCUCACCUUCUCUGUGAGCAUGUAUUGUGAGCGUCGCUGGCUAAGGAGUUGGCUCACAAUGAUCAAACGAGAUUAUUUAUACAAUCCAUCAUCAAUCUGGUCUGUUUCCAGUGGGGUCGUCGUUAUUCUCAUUCUUACCAUCACACAGACAAUUUAUACUGUUCUCUCCUACUACAAGUAA